Messenger RNA from Sphaeramia orbicularis (orbiculate cardinalfish), 2346 nucleotides. RefSeq names its product adenylosuccinate synthase, like (gene adss2l). Lineage: Eukaryota; Metazoa; Chordata; Actinopteri; Kurtiformes; Apogonidae. Bases 100 to 1515 code for a protein of 471 amino acids. The transcript is spliced from 13 exons. The record is from RefSeq and is a predicted model, not a curated record. Gene Ontology annotation, biological process: 'de novo' AMP biosynthetic process; IMP metabolic process. Gene Ontology annotation, molecular function: GTP binding; adenylosuccinate synthase activity. Gene Ontology annotation, cellular component: cytoplasm.
CGUUUCCACCAAUGGCAGCCGAGCUGAAAUGGCGUCUUCCUUCCUGCCGGUGACGCAGAAAUACCCGCUAAAACGAUAUUCCGGUUGCGGAUAGGCAGCAUGGCAUCGGACGGCACCAUGGCUAACGGGAACGGACGGGAUACCGGGGACGGGGCGCCGGUCUCCAAACGGCAGCGGUUCGGUGCGGCCCAGGACUCUCCUCUCCGAACCCCGAAGGAGCCGCACAACAAAGUGACCGUUGUUCUGGGGGCACAGUGGGGCGACGAAGGCAAAGGGAAGGUCGUCGAUUUGCUCGCGAUGGAUGCGGACAUUGUGUGCAGGUGCCAGGGAGGAAACAAUGCAGGUCACACUGUGGUUGUGGACUCAGUGGAGUACGACUUCCACCUGCUGCCCAGUGGAGUGCUCAACAAAAAGGCAGUGUCCUUCAUCGGCAACGGAGUGGUGAUCCACCUACCAGGUCUGUUUGAUGAGGCCAAGAAGAACCUGGAGAAAGGCAAAGGAUUACAAGGUUGGGAGGAAAGAUUAAAGAUUUCUGACCGUGCACACAUUGUGUUCAACUUCCAUCAAGCUGUGGAUGGGCUCCAGGAGCAGCAGCGGGAGCAGCAAGAAGGGAAAAAUCUGGGAACUACUAAAAAAGGCAUCGGUCCUGCAUACUCCUCCAAAGCUGCCCGGAAUGGUCUGCGGAUCUGUGACCUUGUCUCAGAUUUCAAGGUUUUUGAGGAAAAGUUUCGAAUGUUGGCAACACAUUUCCAGAUGAUGUAUCGGAACCUUAAUGUUGACAUUGAGGCUGAACUCCAGCAGCUGAAGAUCUACGCUGAGAAGCUGCGUCCUCUGGUGACCGACGGUGUGUAUUUCAUGCACAAAGCUCUUACUGGACCCAGUAAGAGAAUCCUGGUGGAGGGAGCCAAUGCCGCUCUGCUGGAUAUUGACUUCGGGACGUAUCCUUUCGUCACGUCUUCAAACUGCACCGUGGGAGGAGUGUGCACCGGUCUUGGCGUUCCUCCAUCACACGUCGGUCGAGUAUAUGGAGUGGUCAAAGCUUACACCACCCGAGUGGGCGUUGGAGCUUUCCCAACAGAGCAGGACAAUGAGACUGGGGAUCUGUUACAAUCCAGAGGGAGAGAAUUUGGUGUGACGACCGGCAGGAGGAGGCGUUGUGGUUGGUUAGACCUGAUUUUGGUCAGAUACGCCCACAUGGUCAAUGGCUUCUCUGCCAUUGCUCUGACAAAACUUGACAUUUUGGACACAUUGCCUGAGAUCAAAGUGGGUGUGGCCUAUGAGGUUGAUGGACAUCCUCUACCAAGUUUUCCCGCAAAUAUGGAUGUUUUGACGCGGGUGACAGUUGAGUACAAGACGUUGCCUGGUUGGCAGUGCAGCACUGAGGCGGCUCGCAGCUUUGACGAGCUGCCGUCUCAGGCACAAAAUUACAUUCGCUUCAUUGAGGACUUCCUGCAAGUGCCAGUGAAAUGGGUUGGAGUCGGGAAGUCCAGGGAGAGCAUGAUCAAAUUGUUUUGAUCCAUCUGCAGUUUCCACAUCUGUAGUUUACCUCACUGACAACUGGGUGAUACCGCGAUGUUACGAUAAGACCAGAGGAGUUAAUGAUGCCGACCGUUAAAGGACAUACUUCACCAGCAAGGCUACUUCUCAAAUUUAGUUGCUGCUUAUGCAUCACAAUUCCAUUAAUUCCUCUGAGAGAUAAUUUAAGCUGCAUUCCAAAUGAUGUUUUCUACAAUUUUUUUAAAGGGUGUUAACUUCUAAAACCUGAUGCAAACAGAACUAAUGUCUUUAUUCAUUCCACAGUAAAGCACAGUCAGCUUAUCUUCUUAACCUUUUGGGGAUUCUGGAUUUUGUCUUUUUUUUUUUUCAACAUUAACCAUGUAUGAAGAGCCAUUAAUGAAUAGAUGUAAAAACCUUUAAUUAAAGGAGCUUCACAAUAAGGUAAAGAUUACUCACUUGCUUUGUAAUGAGAUGGAGAAAAGAUUAACAAAAAGCCAUCCUGUGAUCAGUAUGAUUGUGAAGUUUUCUAUUGAAGAACAAUUUUAAACAGUUUGAAAACAUAAAUGCAUCUUGUACGUAGAUUUUUCUUUUAAAGAGUUCUUCAGGCCAUAGAAAUCAACACUAAGAAUACAGUUCACAUAUUUUUCUGAAGAGGUUAGUAAAGGAAUUAAAAAAAAAUCAGUUGUCAAACUGGGACACUGGCUCGUAUUCUAGAGGUUUGUGUAAUUGUAAGGCAGUUAAUGUACCAAAAUACAUCUUAAUAUUUUUCCAUUGUGUCUUUUUCAUUCAUUUCUGGAUAAUAAAGACCUGACUCAGCUUGUUGUCAAUAAAAGGUAAUCAUAAAAUGUA